AUGGCAUACGUCAAGAGCUUCUACAUGGAUGCUAGUUUGGAGAGCGACGCCGACGUUCUUCCAGCAACGGAGAGUGACGUGUUCGAGGCACAAUUCAUUGCCGAUGUCCCACUGAACAGCGAUGCAAUUGCCCGUAUCAUUGAUUCUCAACUCGCGUUUGAGCAAAGCAAUCAGGUGGUUUCGGACUAUUGCACCGAGAAGCCAGUGGAGCUUGAAAAUCCAAAUCAGCUGGCAAUGAAUAACUCAGUUAUGGACAAUCAGCAAUACUUUGCACCGCCAAAAACUGAUUCGUCCCACUAUGCAUGGAACACGAAUGACGUUGUCUCUUCUCAUCAUCAAUAUGCUGCACAGAGUCCAAACAUCUACACCAACGACUAUCAUACCAGUGAACCAUCUGAUUAUGUCUAUAUGUGA
Molecule: messenger RNA, 414 nt
Organism: Caenorhabditis elegans
Lineage: Eukaryota; Metazoa; Nematoda; Chromadorea; Rhabditida; Rhabditidae
Gene: C04F12.12
Product: Retrovirus-related Pol polyprotein from transposon TNT 1-94
Exons: 1
Coding region: 1-414 (137 amino acids)
Source: RefSeq, marked reviewed